AUGCAGGCGUUGCCAGCACAAGCAUGCUUACUUGUCACACUCUUUUCAGUUCUUUGCCUUCACCGAAGUCGACCGGAAGCGUGUUGCAGUCCAGGUUUAAGUUUCAUCAGAAUGGCACGCGCCCGCCUCCGCCGUCCAGAGUCGUACGACGAUGUGCGUGCGGAAGGGCUGUUCCGUGCUACCACCGUGCCGCAGAUCCUCGCGCAGCGUGGAGCGAUCUUCAUGCACGGUCUGCCAGGUCUCCUUGGUGCCGGCGGCUUUCGCCCGCAGAAGAUCCCGACGAAGCAAGAGGUGCUUCAAGCAGGGUCGCGCAUCUUCGAAUCGAGCUUUUGUGCAGAUCGGGUGGACGUCUUCCUAAGCCAUCGCUGGGGUUCUGCCCGCUGGGCGAAGUAUCUUGCACUCUGCCUCUACUUGAAUCUGACGGCAGCGCUUGUAUGCUCCACAACCAUAUGGCUUCUGGCUACCGCGGCCAUGAUCCAUUGGGCACAUGGAGCUGCAAACCUGGGAGGCAACCUCUUGCUUCUGCCCAUGCUGGUGUACUUGCCCAUGGCUGUGUUUUUUUUCGUGUUCUUCUUCGGUCAGCAUGUCGUGCAUUGUAUCCGACCCGUCUCACUGUGGGUGGACCGAGCAUGCGUUCACCAGACCGACCACGAGCUCAAGCGACGACAGAUCCGGGCCCUCCCGGUUUUCGUUGCGCAGUCUUCAUCCAUGCUUGUGUUGUGGGACGAUGAAUACUUCCGGCGUCUGUGGUGCCAGCUAGAAUUGGCCACCUUUGCGAAGCACGGCAGUGCUCAGAAGGUGCAUUUCCUACCGCUUUGGCUUGCACCAUGGCUUCUGUCGGGACUCUUGCUGGACACGUUGGUGGCCACAGGAGUGAACAUCCUCAACUAUCGCAUCCCCCAGGAGGUUCUCACCUCCCCGACAACCUUUUCCGCCAUCUUACCAUCGAGCCUCCUGAAUUCGGCCUUUGGUCCGCUGGUCACCCUCGCCGUUUUUUUCGUGCUCUUGGGCACGGCCUUGGGGAUUUUGGUGUCCAUCCCCUGGACCAUGGCUUGCAGAGCCAAGGUAAGGAGCCACGCCUUGAUGCUGGAGCAGAUGGCGUGCUUUGACUGCCGAGCUGCAGAGUGCACAGUCGAGGCUGAUAGGGUCCUCGUGGAGCAGCAGGUCCAGAACCUCUUUAGGUCAGUGCUCGGCGAACGAGAAGUUGUGGUUCUGCCGACAACAUCCACGGGAACAGAGGACAGUGUGCCUUAUACUCAGAGUGAUGAUGAAGCUCUGGACGCAUUUAACAGCUACAUUCGCGGCCCGCUCCGCUCAGCUGUCAUGGAAAGUGUGGGAGACCAGCUGCAUGUGCCCUACAACAUGUGUCUGGUAGCUUCUCUUCCCAUGAUCUUUUAUUCUGCGGUCGACGUUCUCCAAUGCGAUGCCAGAUGCAUGUCCAACAUGGGAUACUCAUCCUUUGGCAAUUACCUCGUGCCGAUACUGGUGAGCUGGCUCACCACAAUCGUUUUGGUCGUUCCCAUCUUCUAUCCAGUUUUUCUUCGGCUGCUGAAGCGCACCUUCGCCGUCCAGUCAGAAUUGUUGCAGCUCGUUCUGGCAGCUCUAAGCGGCAUCUUGACCGUCAGCUACGGCUUCCUCUGCUCUGCUCUGCUAUUCGGACUUCUUGCCGUAAGCUUCCAAGAAGGAGCUGUUGCUUUCCUACCUCUUUUGGCCAUUCUGGUAUUUCUGCUCUUGCAGCUGCACUGCCUCUUCGGUACCGAUCGAUCAAGAGGCUCCCCCGUGGAUACCACCUACCGGGCCUUGCAUGCGGCAGACGACUUCAGCAUCUAA
This is a messenger RNA of Symbiodinium sp. CCMP2592, 1830 nucleotides long. Lineage: Eukaryota; Dinophyceae; Suessiales; Symbiodiniaceae. The record is from the annotation of a GenBank genome assembly.